Messenger RNA from Tremella mesenterica DSM 1558, 506 nucleotides. RefSeq lists its product as uncharacterized. Lineage: Eukaryota; Fungi; Basidiomycota; Tremellomycetes; Tremellales; Tremellaceae. The record is from RefSeq and is a predicted model, not a curated record. The transcript is spliced from 2 exons. Gene Ontology annotation, biological process: protein histidyl modification to diphthamide. Bases 1 to 396 code for a protein of 131 amino acids. Gene Ontology annotation, molecular function: metal ion binding.
AUGGUCAACUUCUACGACGAGGUCGAGAUCGAAGACUUCGCCUGGGACCCUUCAGCCAAAGUUUUCCACUAUCCCUGUCCAUGUGGGGAUCGUUUUGAGAUCACAAAGUCUCAGCUUCGUGAUGGUGAGGAGAUUGCGACCUGCCCAAGCUGUAGUUUGAUUAUCCGGGUUGUUUAUGACUAUCUCGACUGGGAGGAUUAUACGACCACAGACGAAGAAGACAAUGCAUUGGACCGGACUGUCGACAAAGAACGACCAGAAAUUUCGACGCCUCCUAAACUUCCCAUUCAUUCCACUUCCGCCGCAGAUGAUGACGUGGUACAACAGGUCGUCAAGGAUACAGCCAUGCCUUCGACCAUUGUUGUCCCUCGCGAAGGCAUAGGCAACGGGGCUUGAGGUAGACGACCGCUCGUCCUGAUCUACUUCGACAGGUGGCCAUUAAAAAGAAGCCUUGUAGUUAUAUCCCGGACAGCCAUCACAAUCCAUGCAUUUACUCGUCUGAUUUG